Rosa chinensis is the source of this 1558-nucleotide messenger RNA. Its product is annotated as altered inheritance of mitochondria protein 32. The coding region runs from base 104 to 1252 and encodes 382 amino acids. The transcript is spliced from 5 exons. The record is from RefSeq and is a predicted model, not a curated record. NCBI's taxonomy places the organism in Eukaryota, Viridiplantae, Streptophyta, Magnoliopsida, Rosales, Rosaceae.
UGCGAACCCACACUCAUUUCGUUUCCUCACAACCGUAACGAACCGCUACCUCUUUCUCUCCUCACAACCUCGCUCACCGACUCUGCUACCCCAAACCCUAGCAAUGGCCUCCGACGACCUCUCCACCCUGCCCUCCGCCGCCGAUGACGAGAAGUACGGGUUCAAGAGGCCGGAGAUGUUCCAGAGCAAGCUCGCCGGCACCGUCGACGCCUACGACCGCCACGUGUUCCUCUGCUACAAGAGCCCCGAGGCCUGGCCCGCCCGCGUUGAAGGCUCCGAGUCCGAUCCGCUCCCCAAGCUCCUCUCCUCGGCUUUCAAGGCCCGCAAGAACGAUAUCUCGAUCAAGACUAAGCUGACGGUGUGCGAAGGGCGCGACGGAACUGAAUUCGCUGACGGCGAUGUGUUGAUUUUCCCGGAUAUGAUCAAAUACCGGGGCUUGAAAGAGUCAGAUGUUGAUAGCUUUGUGGAUGAUGUUAUCGUGAAUGAUAAAGCAUGGGCGUCUGGAGCACGGGAGGUCUUGACUGGUUCUCACGUUUUUGUGUGUGCCCAUGGUAGUCGAGAUCGUAGAUGUGGUGUUUGUGGACCUGUUCUCAUUGAUAAAUUCAUAGAGGAGGCUGAAUUGCGAGGACUGAAGGAUCAGGUGUUUGUUAGUCCCUGUUCUCACAUUGGGGGCCACAAGUAUGCUGGGAACUUGAUUAUCUACAGCCCUGGUGCAGAUGGAAAGAUCACUGGUCACUGGUAUGGCUAUGUUGCUCCUGAUGAUGUACCGGAAUUGCUUGAUGAGCAUAUUGGGAAAGGGAAGAUUAUAGAACGAUUAUGGAGAGGCGAAAUGGGAGUAUCUGCUGAGGAAGCUGAAAAGGUUAAUGAACACAAGCUUCCAAAUGGAGAAAGUGAAAAAUUUAAGGACCAGAAGCUUCCAAUUGGAGAAGGUUCUAAGAAAAGCAAGGAAAACCCCCAAGAAAACGGCACUCAGAUUCAGAACAGCAAUGAUAACUUUGCAGGUUGUUGCCAGGGUGCUAAUGGAGUCUCAUGCUGCAGAGAUGGAAAUUUGGAGCAGAACAGUGGAAUCGAGGAAAAGAAGCAGAAAGAAACUACGGAAGCUAGCAGUGGCAAGAAGGAUGCAGUGGGAUGCAAACUGACAAGCUACAUGGGAAAGUGGGAGCAAAGUGAUAUCCUUGCAGCUGUCGCGGUGGUGGGAGCAGUGGCAACUGUGGGUGUGGCGGUCUAUAGCUUUUACAGAAGGUCAGGGUAACAUUCCAUGCCCGUGCCGUUUGAUCGUGGAUUUGUAUCUCAUGUUCCUCAUCUUUUGGUAGAAAACAUAUUAUAACAUCAAUCAAAUAAUUCUCUAAACCUCCACAUACUAUGAAAGGAGAAUAUUAAUGUUCUUUUCUGGUGGAUGGGAUGAAUUCCCAAGGUUAAAGCCAUAGUUUAAAAAAAUAUUCAUUGCCCCCUUCCCUAGAUGUUUUGUGCUCACGAUUGAAUAUUUGUUGUUUCUGUAGACUGGUGAAUGGUUUACUUUUAUAUGUAGUGGAUUUGUUACGGGGAUCUUGAUGCUUAA